Dromiciops gliroides (monito del monte) is the source of this 1726-nucleotide messenger RNA. RefSeq names its product retinol dehydrogenase 5 (gene RDH5). Lineage: Eukaryota; Metazoa; Chordata; Mammalia; Microbiotheria; Microbiotheriidae. Gene Ontology annotation, molecular function: oxidoreductase activity. The record is from RefSeq and is a predicted model, not a curated record. Bases 541 to 1497 code for a protein of 318 amino acids. The transcript is spliced from 5 exons.
ACCCAACUGAUCCGGAGCAGACCCUAAUCCCUAAGCAGAGGGGGAAAGGAAGACAAAGAGCUCUGGGCCCCCAGGUUCCGGUUGUCUUCCACCCCACGCAUACAAGUAUUCCCUGCUAAGGCUGCCACUGAGCAGCCAUGAGCCUGGGGUGGGUAAGGCAUUGUAUAGUGUAGUGUAGCAGGGGGCACAUGGGAUAUGGGCAGAGGGGGUAGGUAGAAUUCCUAGGAGAGAAGAGUGACUGGGAGGCCACUUACCCCUCCCUGACGGAAGGGAGAGGACACUAGGGUGGGAGGCACAUAGAGCAAAUGUCCCAGCAGAGAGGACAAGCGGCCCUGACCCCUGCCGAGGAUUAGGUUCAGCCCAUCAGAUUGGGGUUUACCCAGUCCUUAAUGCCCCAGCUGCCCGGAGUCUCCACCCCUUCUGGACUUUGUACUCUAGAGCCUAGAGGAGCCAGGCAGGGCAAGGGUAGAGAGUCAGAAUUUCUGAGAAACAACAGGAGAGAGAGCUGGUCGCUAAGACGAGUUGGGGCUCUCUCCUACCAUGUGGCUGCUCCUGCUUCUUGGUACUCUGCUUUUCGGAGCACUGUGGUUCCUCCGAGACCGGCUAGUGCUACCCCCCAGUGAUGCCUUCAUAUUCAUCACCGGCUGUGACUCAGGUUUUGGCCAGCACCUGGCACUGCGGCUGGACAGACGAGGCUUCCGAGUUUUGGCUGGUUGCCUUACACCCACAGGGGCAGAAAACUUGCAGCAGGCUGCCUCACCGAGACUCUGCACCACACUCCUGGAUGUCACAGACUCCAAAAACAUCCAGAAAGUGGCUGAGUGGGUGAGGAUGUUGGUGGGAGAGAGAGGGCUCUUUGGGCUGGUGAAUAACGCGGGUAUUACGGGGACCAUUGGCCCCACCCCGUGGCUGAAUCUGGAGGAUUACCGUCGAGUACUGGAAGUGAACACACUGGGUCCUAUCGGAGUUACCCUGGCCUUGCUGCCUCUGCUACAGCAGUCACGAGGGCGAAUCAUCAACAUCAGCAGUGUCCUAGGCCGUCUGGCCGCCAAUGGGGGCGGCUACUGUGUCUCCAAAUAUGGUGUAGAGGCCUUUUCUGACAGCCUACGAAGGGAUGUAGCCCACUUCGGGGUCCGGGUCUCUAUCAUAGAACCGGGCUUCUUCCGCACAGCAGUAACCAACUUGGAGAAUGUGGAAGGGACACUUCGGGCCUCCUGGAAACGAUUAUCUCCUGCCACCCAAGCCAGCUACGGGGACAACUUCCUCCCCAAGUACCUGAAGGUACAACGGCUCAUCAUGAACCUGAUCUGUGACGGGGACUUGGGCAAGGUGAGCAGCUGCCUGGAACAUGCGCUGACUGCCCGAUACCCCCGCACAAGAUACAGUCCAGGAUGGGAUGCCAAGUUGCUCUGGCUGCCUGCCUCCUACCUGCCUGCUAGCCUGGUAGAUGCUGUCCUCACUUGUGUUCUUCCUAAACCUGCCCAGGCCAUCUGCUGAACCCAUUAGCCCGGGGGAAACUGAGGCACAGGAUGGAAAGCAAACACUAGAUACAAUGAUCACCACCCAAGUUGAGCUGUCCCACCCCCCGACCCUCACUCGUUUCUGAAGAUCAAGAUGUUUUUUAAAAUGUCCCUCUGAGGGGGCGGCUAGGUGGCGCAGUGGAUAAAGCACCGGCCCUGGAUUCAGGAGGACCUGUGUUCAAAUCCGACCUCAGACACUUGACACU